AAGUUAUAUGAAAAGUAAAAUCCUGAAAAGUGAAAAUAACAGAUCACCAUAUCAGAUGCCAGCGUACCUAACAAGCAAAAUGGCUUUCUAGAGUUUCAUAACUUGGACGCCGACUGAUCUGACCAUAACUUAAGACCAACACCCUGAACUUGUUAAAUAUCCAUUGAAUGAAUGGGGUUGAUUUGUUGAUGAAUCAUAAGCCAUUGAUUAUAUUGUCACUUGAUAACUUGUACCACCCCUCCCUCUUAUAAUAACUUUUGCUUCAAGUUCCAAACUUGUUCUUUGUUUCUUUCUGCUUGAUAGAUACUUAUCAAGAUGCCAGUGAAAGAUUUUCCUCAAGAAUGCUGGGAAUUGGUCUUCAGAUUCCUUGGCCAUGGCCGUCACUUGGAGUCUGUAUCUAUGGUCUGCAAGCAGUUCCUUUCCAUUACAAACAGGCUUCAAUUUUCUCUCACAGUAUAUGAUCCAACCAUUCCACUUAUUCCUCAGCUAUUGUUGAGGUUUUCUAGGCUCAAAAUUUUAGACCUCAGUCACUUCAAUGGAGGAGACCUGGAAGGCUUGCUUCAUCAAAUUUCACAUUCUGGGUUGGACCUUGAUUUGAUUAAUCUUUCCAACCAGAGAACACUUCCCAUUGAUGGGUUGCGAAAACUUGGUUCAAAGAUGAUAAAUUUGAGGGUUUUGAUCUGCUCAAAUAUUGGCUCUCUGCAUGAUAGCCAUCUGGUAGUCAUAGCUUAUUGUUUCCCUUUCCUUGAAGAGCUUGACAUUAGCUUUCCAUUGAAUUCUCAAGCAUCUGAUUUUGGGAUGUUAAGGCUUUCUUCCAUGCUUGAGAAUCUACACAAGAUUAAUCUUUCUGGUAAUUACUUGAUCACUGAUAAAUCCCUUUUCUCUCUAUGCCAAAACUGUAUGUCAAUAAAAGAAAUUUCAUUCUUCAACUGUUUUAAAAUAACCCAAGUAGGCAUUGCUUCUGCAAUUAACCUCAGACCCAGUUUAACUUCCAUCUCCUUUGACAUUGAAAAGAAAAGAAUACAUGGACCUGGUUUGACACUCAUACCCAUCAACUUAGAUUUGAUUGAUUCAUUCAGAAGCUUGAAAAGAUUAACUGCUAUUGAUUUGUCAAAUUCAUUCAUCUCGGAUGAGUUUCUCUUUGCUGUUGCAGAGGGUAGUGGUCUUCUGCUAAAGAAGCUUAUCCUUCAAGAUUGCUGCAAUCAUACAUUUGCUGGAAUAUCUUAUGUGUUAUCAAAAUGUCAAUCUGUUCAAUGCUUAGAUCUUCGGAAAGCUGACUUUCUAACUGAUCAAUGUAUCAGCAAGUUAUCUAUAUUUCUACUUAAUUUAACCUCUAUAAACCUUAGUGGUUGUUGCCAGCUGACAAAUUCAACCUUUUGCAUACUAACAAGAAGCUGUCCUUUGCUCAGUGAGAUCAAAAUGGAGAGAACAUCUCUCGGGUUAGAAGGGGAAGAAGGUUCCAUGCUGGAUGUUGUUGUCAACCUUCAAGUGAAAACUGUCUAUUUGGGUGAUAAUAUUUUACUAAACGAUGCAAAUUUAAUAAAAUUUGCUUCAAUUUUCCCUGGUUUACAGCUUCUUGACUUAAACUCUUGUGAGGGUAUCUCAGGAGAAUGUGUUGUUGAGAUUUUAAAGAGAUGCUGUGAGAUAAGGCAUUUAAGCUUGGCCUAUACAGGAAUGAAGCUGUUUAUGAUAAACUUUCAAGUUUCCCAGUUGGAGGUGUUGAACUUGUCAGGGUCAAGAAUUAACGAUGAAGGACUCUCAAUAAUCUCAAAGAAGUGUUGUAGACUACUACUUCUAGAUAUCCAGAGUUGUUGGUAUGUUACUGCAAAGGGGGUGAGGGAAGUAGUAGAAAACUGUAGAGCAUUGGAAGAGUUAAAUUUAAAGAAUUGUGGUUCGGUGCCUGAUGAUUUUGUUGCUGGUUUGACAUUUUCAAGGCCAUCAUUGAGAAAAAUAAUCACACCUUCUGGUGUUAGUGUUUAUUACUGA
Gastrolobium bilobum is the source of this 1986-nucleotide messenger RNA. RefSeq names its product F-box/LRR-repeat protein 4-like. Gene Ontology annotation, biological process: SCF-dependent proteasomal ubiquitin-dependent protein catabolic process. The record is from RefSeq and is a predicted model, not a curated record. The transcript has a single exon. Gene Ontology annotation, cellular component: SCF ubiquitin ligase complex. Bases 316 to 1986 code for a protein of 556 amino acids. NCBI's taxonomy places the organism in Eukaryota, Viridiplantae, Streptophyta, Magnoliopsida, Fabales, Fabaceae.